Rosa rugosa (rugosa rose) is the source of this 1665-nucleotide messenger RNA. RefSeq lists its product as uncharacterized. The record is from RefSeq and is a predicted model, not a curated record. The coding region runs from base 139 to 1446 and encodes 435 amino acids. NCBI's taxonomy places the organism in Eukaryota, Viridiplantae, Streptophyta, Magnoliopsida, Rosales, Rosaceae. The transcript is spliced from 10 exons.
CCCUUUGGUAACCAACAAAACGACGACGUCUGAAGCUGGGCCUGGGCUAGUUCUAUAUGUACAAGCAAGAGAAGAAUGAAGAUGAGUAUGACGACCCCCAUUUGAAUUUGAAGAGAAAGAUUGAAGCUUUAUUCAAGAAUGGCUACCUGGGUUAGGAGUGCACAGCUUCAUUCUUAUCCUUCUCUUCAUCCCCAUCAAUCUUUGAAGAAGAUUCAACAGCAAAGUCAUUUUAUCAGCCUACCCAAUUCUCAUCGUCAUCUUCGGGGAAGAGUCUUCUGUAACUUUGAUGAUGAAGCCACCAAGAAACAAUCUCAGCCGCAACCAACUGGGAUUCAACUCUACUCUGAGAUUGAGAGGUUACUUACUGAGACUGUGAGGCAAUCCCAGAGUGGUUGGAAUGGUUCGAGUGACUGGAGUCAGAUAGAGGGAGCAUGGGUUCUGAAACCGAAAACCUUGAAACCCACGGCAGUUGUACAUUUUAUUGGUGGUAUAUUUGUUGGAGCUGCCCCUCAGCUCACCUACCGUUUCUUUCUUGAGCGACUAGCAGAGAAGGGAAUUUUGGUGAUUGCAACACCAUAUGCUAGUGGGUUUGAUCACUUCUUCAUUGCAGAUGAAGUUCAAUUCAAAUUUGAUCGUUGUUAUCGGUUUCUCAAAGACACGAUUGAAGAUCUUCCUAUUUUCGGCGUUGGUCAUUCUUUGGGAUCUGUCAUCCACCUUUUGAUUGGUUCGAGAUAUGCUAUUCAAAGAAAUGGGAAUGUGUUGAUGGCAUUCAACAACAGGGAGGCGAGCUCCGCUGUUCCUAUAUUCUCACCUGUUCUUGUUCCAGUCGCCCAAAGCCUGGGACCAAUUUUAACACAGAUCGCAUCAUCACCAACAUUUCGACUAGGGGCUGAAAUGACUCUCAGGCAAUUUGAAAACCUUAGCCCUCCCAUCAUGAAGCAAGUUAUGCCUUUAGUGGAGCAGCUCCCACCCUUGUAUAUGGAUUUAGUCAAUGGAAGAGAAGAUUUUGCUCCAAAACCUGAAGAGACUCGGCGACUUAUAAAAUCAUACUACGGUAUUUCCAGGAAUCUUCUAGUGAGGUUCAAGGAUGAUACAAUUGAUGAGACUUCAGUAUUAGCACAGUUGCUAAGUUCAGAUUCAGCCAUAAGCACUAUGCUAGACAUGUCAACUCGCCUAUUGCCCGGAGAUCACGCACUUCCUUUGCAACAGGCUAUACCAGAUGUGCCUCCAGCAAUGGCAGAUGCAGUAAAUCGCGGGAGUGAGAUGUUGGCCAAUCUCACUGUGGGAACGCCAUGGGAGUCUGUUGCUAAAGAAAUGGGCAACUCAUUAGGCGUAGACUCAACGAAGAUCCUUCGUGCAGAAGUGUCCAAAGACCUAGACCUUCUUGUGAAUGUUAUUGCAUCUUGGAUGGCUUCCAAUACAGGUCCAAGGCUUUUGAAGCCAUGAAAAAUAGUACCAUACAAAUGAUAGAAACUUAGAAAGCAAUUUUCUUAUCUCCCUUAUACAAGGUAUACAGGAAUAUGGUAUUUUAUAGGCCAAUUAAAAGAAUUGCUUUUGCUUUGUUUCGGUUGUACUGUUCGUUUUAAUGUCAUUUCAGGGAUGUACAAAUGAAACAUGUUUAUACAAGCUUGUUUUAGUAUAAAUGUAUAUACUAGUUUACUGUUC